AAGAGACAGCUUUGUUGAUAUCAAAGGCAAAGAUUUUGGAAUAGCUAUUCCAAAAUCUUUGAUCUAAAGCAUCAAAAAUAAACAAUAGAGUAUAUGCAAUAACAUGAGUAGAGGAAACCAUUAUGAUGGAUAGCGACUGCAAAACGCAUAUAGAAGGUCCAUACAAGUCCUUGCAGGAUCACAUAAACAAACUGACAGAGAACCAGAACAGUAUUGUAAAGAAAUUUGACGUGUUAACAAAUAAUGUCGAUGAAUUGAGGAAGAUUAUCACGCAGUUUUCCGAGAAGGUUGUAGCAUUGGAGGAGGUGGCAACUGAUAGAAGACGGUUGAAGACCGAAAUAAAGGUGUUGAAGAACAGAAUAGACGAAUUGUACGCUAUAGUGAAGGAAGGUAAAGAGGAUGACUCGUGUGCAAGCGACGUGCAGGAGGUGGAGUCUUGUCAUUCAGGAUUUUCUUCGUCAUCCAAGGUAACCAUGACGACCGGUUUAGAUCGGGAUACGAUUCGCUCCGCGUAUGAAGACGUGCGAUCGGACGCUAGCCCUACGGAAUGGGCGGUGUUCAAGUUCGACGGUGCCCGGAUCGUGUGUUCAGCGCGCGGCAGUGACUUCACAGAAUUCCGUACACAGUUCUCCGACGACGACCGCGCCUUCGGUUACCUCAGGUUACAAAUGGGUGACGAGAUGUCAAAACGGAAGAAGUUCAUGUUCGUGACGUGGGUGGGGCCCAACGUGUCUGUCAUCAACCGAGCCAAGAUGUCCACAGACAAAGCGAUAAUCAAAGACAUCAUAUCCAAUUUUGCAGUGGAGCUGCAGCUGGAGAGCCAAGCUGAAAUAGACAUUGAUCAAUUCAAAGACGCCUUGAACAGGGCAGGCGGAGCAAAUUAUGGUACAGGAAUCAGGGAUUUAUGAAUUACACAAUAAAAUAAACUUAAUAUAAAAAUGUAUCUUCUACAAACAAAUAUCUUUUUAAUAAAUUUCAUU
Achroia grisella is the source of this 980-nucleotide messenger RNA. Its product is annotated as coactosin-like protein. NCBI's taxonomy places the organism in Eukaryota, Metazoa, Arthropoda, Insecta, Lepidoptera, Pyralidae. The transcript has 5 exons. Gene Ontology annotation, biological process: regulation of actin filament polymerization. The record is from RefSeq and is a predicted model, not a curated record. Gene Ontology annotation, cellular component: plasma membrane; actin filament; site of polarized growth. Gene Ontology annotation, molecular function: actin filament binding. Bases 123 to 908 code for a protein of 261 amino acids.